UGGAGGCAGCAGAUAAAAAGCCUGGCCCCGAGCUGGCGCGGGAGGCAGCGGCCAGCAGGUUGCUCGUCUGAGAGCUCGGGUCGUGCACUCGCCGGGCUGGGCAGGAGGAGUCCCCGCGCGCGAGGAUGGCUUGUGAGAUCAUGCCGCUGCGAAGUGCGCAUGUAUCCCAAGUCAGCAAUGUUUCAACAACUGGAGAACUCUUGGAAAGAACCAUCAGGUCAGCAGUAGAAGAACAUCUUUUUGAUGUUAAUAGCUCUGGAAGUCAAAGUUCAGAGGACUCAGAAUCUUUACCAUCAUCAACUUCUUCCACACCCACCAAGCAGCGAGGACAUCAGUCUAAGAAGCAGGAUGAAGUUCGACAGGGUAGAGACAAGGGACUUAUCAACAAAGAAAAUAUUUCUUAUGGCUUCAACAACUGUGAUGAGUUUAUUUUGAAUACUCAGGAAGCAGAAAAGUUCCAUGACAAUGCUUCUGAUUGUGUUGGGGAAAGGAGCAAACCAAAGCGUCAAAAAUCCAGCUCCAAGCUUGCAGAGCUCAGUGAAAACCAUGAUGGUCUCCUGACUAUGGAAAGUCUUGGUUCCACCCAACUGCAUGAGAGGCCUGGACCUGAUGAUACUGAACCGAAGUCCAAUGAAAGCAAAGAAAAUGAAAGAGGUGGCAGAGACAGCCAGCAUUAUGAGAGCCCCACCAUGAAGAUUCAGGAGCACCCCAGUGUAUCUGACCCCAAACCACAGAAGAAUCAAGAUGCGGUUGACCAGCAGGAGAGCUUUGUCCCGGAAGUGCCCCAGUUGGAUCUCACAGCGCUGUGUGAUGGGAAGAGCUGGGAAGAACCCACUCCCACCUUCUCUUCCUGGCAGAGAGAGGCUAUCAACUCUGAUGAAGCCUGCCUCUCCCCCCAGGCCGGACGCCUGAUCCACCAACUGCUGGAUGAGGAUAGUGACCCCAUGCUCUCCCCACGGUUCUAUGCCUAUGGGCAGAGCAGGCAGUACCUGGAUGACACGGAAGUGCCUCCUUCUCCCCCCAACUCCCACUCUUUCAUGAGGCGACGGAGCUCCUCUCUAGGGUCCUAUGAUGAUGAGCAAGAGGAUCUGACUCCUGUGCAGCUCACUCGAAGGAUCCAGACCCUUAAAAAGAAGAUCCGGAAGUUUGAGGACAGGUUUGAAGAGGAGAGGAAAUACAAACCAUCCCACAGUGACAAAGCAGCCAAUCCAGAGGUUCUGAAGUGGACUAAUGACCUGGCAAAAUUCCGGAAACAGCUUAAAGAGUCAAAACUAAAGAUCUCUGAAGAGGACCUCACCCCCAGAACACGACAGCGAAGCAACACACUACCCAAGAGUUUUGGUUCCCAACUAGAAAAAGAAGAAGAGAAGCAGGAGCUGGUAGAUAAAGCAAUCAGGCCCAGUGCUGAGGCCACCCUGGAAUGUAUCCAGAGGAAGCUUCGGGAGAAGCGAGCAGAAUGCAGCCGCCCCGAGGACAUUAAGGAUAUGACCAAAGACCAGAUUGCUAAUGAGAAGGUGGCCCUGCAAAAAGCACUGCUCUACUACGAAAGCAUCCAUGGGCGGCCGGUGACAAAGACUGAACGUCAGAUUAUGAAGCCUUUGUAUGAUAGGUACCGGCUAGUCAAACAGAUUCUGGCCCGAGUCAGUACCAUACCCAUCAUUGGUUCCCCCUCCAGCAAGCGGAGAAGCCCUUUGCUGCAGCCAAUUAUCGAGGGUGAAACUGCUUCCUUCUUCAAGGAGAUAAAGGAAGAAGAGGAGGGCUCAGAAGAUGACAGCUGCACAAAACCAGACUUUACUGUCACCUUGAAAACAGACUGCACUGCACAGUGCUUUCUGGACCAACUUGAAGAUGAAGCUGAUGGGUUUAUUUCACCGAUGGAUGACAAAAUGCCAUCAAAGUGCAGCCAGGACUCGGGCCUUUCCAACCUCCAUGCUGCUUCAAUACCUGAACUCUUGGAACAUCUUCAGGAAAUGAGAGAAGAAAAGAAAAGGAUUCGAAAGAAACUUCGUGAUUUUGAAGAUAAUUUUUUCAGACAAAAUGGAAGAAAUGUCCAGAAGGAAGACCGCACUCCAAUGACUGAAGAGUACAACUCGUACAAGCACAUAAAGGCCAAGCUUCGACUCCUGGAGGUGCUCAUUAGCAAGAGAGACACUGAUUCCACGUCCAUGUAAGGGGCAGCCCCGCCCAGCAAGGAGGGCUGGCGCACAAGGAUGACUGUUCCUAAGGCCGAGUAGCUCUGAUGGCAGCCGUGGCACUGGACCUACAAAGCAGGCAACCUCUGGCUCCUGUUUCCAUGGCCUGCCGUAGAAGCUGCCUACAUGGAAGAUGACAGUGUGACCUGACUUAGGAAUUCUGUAAAGGGAAAGUCAGGCCUCUUACACAUGCAAACACACUGCAGGGGGUGCUCCACCUGACCAUAGCAGUGAUAAGGCACCAGACAUACCCAUCUGCAGAGAACACACUGUUCUUCC
Nannospalax galili (Upper Galilee mountains blind mole rat) is the source of this 2471-nucleotide messenger RNA. RefSeq names its product family with sequence similarity 13 member A (gene Fam13a). The transcript is spliced from 17 exons. Lineage: Eukaryota; Metazoa; Chordata; Mammalia; Rodentia; Spalacidae. The record is from RefSeq and is a predicted model, not a curated record. The coding region runs from base 126 to 2171 and encodes 681 amino acids.